AUGCACAAGGGCGGAGGUUACAACUGUACCACCCGUAACAACUGCACCACCUACAACAACUAUACCAGCUGCAACAACUGUACCACCUACAACAACUGCAUCACCCGUAAUAACUGUACCACCUACAACUGUAUCACCUACAACUGUACCACCCGUAACAACUGCACCACCUACAACAACUGUACCACCUACAACAACUGUACCAGCUACAACAACUGCACCACCUACAACAACUGUACCAGCUACAACAACUGUACCAGCUACAACAACUGUACCAGCUACAACAACUGUACCAGCUACAACAACUGUACCAGAUACAACAACUGUACCACCUACAACAACUGCAUCACCCGUAAUAACUGUACCACCUACAACAACUAUACCAGCUGCAACAACUGUACCACCUACAACAACUGCAUCACCCGUAAUAGCUGUACCACCUACAACUGUAUCACCUACAACAACUGUACCAUCUACAACUGUACCACCUACAACAACUGUACCACCUACAACAACUGUACCACCUACAACAACUGUACCACCUACAACAACUGUACCACCUACAACUAUACCACCUACAACUAUACCACCUACAACAACAGCACAAUCUACAACUGUACCACCUACAACAACUGUACCACCUACAACUAUACCACCUACAACUAUGCCACCUACAACUGUACCACCUACAACAACUGCAUCACCCGUAAUACCUGUACUACCUACAACUGUACCACCUACAACAACUGUACCACCUACAACAACUGUACCACCUACAACAACUGUACCACCUACAACAACUGUACCACCUACAACAACUGUACCACCUACAACUGUACCACCUACAACUGUACCACCUACAACUAUACCACCUACAACAACAGCACAAUCUACAACUCAAACAACACCGUCUGUUCUAGUCAGCACGUUGAUGACUACACCACCGACAACUCAAACUGGUAUAAAAUCUACAACGCAAAUCUUCACAACAAGGAAUACACCAACAACAACAUCACAAUCAACAACGCCUCCUACUUCGACCAUACAGCCUUCAACCAUGACAAAGAUGGCAUCAACAAACACGACAACGUCACAAACUCCAACAUCUACAACAGCGUCGACUCUAUUGACAACAGUACCAUCGUCCUUAGCAGCAACAACGCCAAUGCUGCAGUCUACAUCAACUGUCCAACCUACAACACAAGGAAUUACUGCAACUACAACACAGCAAUGGACAACACUGGUGCUAUCCACCACGAGAAAAACAGCGUCAACUGUAUUGAUAGUCACGCCUACUGCUGA
Messenger RNA from Branchiostoma belcheri (Belcher's lancelet), 1302 nucleotides. RefSeq names its product probable serine/threonine-protein kinase clkA. Lineage: Eukaryota; Metazoa; Chordata; Leptocardii; Amphioxiformes; Branchiostomatidae. The coding region runs from base 1 to 1302 and encodes 433 amino acids. The transcript is spliced from 3 exons. The record is from RefSeq and is a predicted model, not a curated record.